AUGGAGUUAGCCGGCGAUAAUAACGGCGUUAAUAUGAACAUUCCGGAGAUCAACUUUGACGGCGGAGAAGAUGGUUAUUUCCCUAUUACGGGUCCUGUUACUGUUCCACUAACCAUCAAUCAGUCACAAGUAUUAUUCGGCGGUGGAGAUGUUGGAGAUUGUGUUUCUCCAGUGAGAUUGAUAGUGUUUAUCAACGACAUGCCUUUCGAAGUGACGGCUGGAUUAUUCAAUGUCAAAGAGUCUUUUGGAAACAACGCUAUCUUGAUAAAUUCAUUUGGACAACCUAUUCUCACCGACGAAUUUGGAGUUACUUUGCAACCACUCCAAAAUGGUGCUGUUUAUUAUCUUGUGAGUAUAUUACGAUAA
This is a messenger RNA of Eruca vesicaria subsp. sativa (arugula), 366 nucleotides long. The record is from the annotation of a GenBank genome assembly. NCBI's taxonomy places the organism in Eukaryota, Viridiplantae, Streptophyta, Magnoliopsida, Brassicales, Brassicaceae.